AUGCAACAAAGGACGACCACGCCAGCUGGCCCACCGACCGCCUCAUCUUCCGGAAAGCAAGUGGUAGAACUCAACGGGUACGUGAUAAUUCUGGUCGAAAGUCGCGAUGGAAAAAUCAAACUAUACGGCAGCCCGGCGGACAAGGACAAUCUGGAGGUGGCCGACGAAAUCCUGGACGUUAACGAACGGAAACUGGAAGACUCUCCCCGAGCAGAGGUUAUCAAGCACAUUCAUGAGUGCAUCCAGUCAUGCAUGAUAAAGCUACGGGUGAAACGGCGGAGUGAUUCGCGACUAGCGGGCGAGCUGGGAAACGCCGUACAGGAUGCAUUCGUCAUCGCCGUCGAGCAGCAGGCCCGAGAGCGGCUUCAACGAUUGUCCGCCCUCAAACGGAUCACACCGGUCGACAUGUCGCAGCUUUCGAUCAAACUGAACCAGCAGAGCCAGGCGAAGGGAGGCGCAACGCAGGACCUCAGCUUCCUGAAGGAGGCCUCACCGAUCUACGUGACGUCACUUUCGGGCAACAGCGUUACGGGUACCAACACCAGCACGACGGUGACGGCCGGUCUGAAGACCACCUUCACUGCUGGGGUCACUCUCGGCAACAGCACCAACAUCCACAGCCAGCAAAACGCCACCAACAACAACAUCAACACCACCAGCAACAGCAACGUGGUCGCCGUCGGAAAUGGGGGCGUACGGGUGAAUGUGACCGGAGAAGCGCCAUCUGGUGGGCAGAUGGCCAGUUCCGGUGGAUACGCUAACGUUCGACAAUCGCUCGGACCGAUCGGUGUUGGUCCGGUUUCCGGAACCACCCUUAAGGGUCCGGAGGGCCAGAUACCGGCGGGUCCAAGUACCAGCAACAAUAACACCCUAGUGGCCCUUAGUGCCGCGGCACCGGCCCCCGCGUCAGCCUACCACCUGCACCACAGUCUUGUAAAUAACAACAACCUCAACAGCAAUAUGGGCAAGCCGCAGGGGCUUGACUCGACCGCCAACAGUUACUAUAGUAAUCUAACUAACACCUUCCUAGCGAACGGUCAUGGUUCCAAGCGCGAGCUGGCAACGCUGUCCGAGGGUGAACUCGAGCCUCAGGACGAACCGCAGUACGAAUCGAGUGGCAGCAUAUCGCGCGGUGGCACCGAAGUUCUACUCGGGGACCAGAAUCUACGCCAGGAAAGCCGGCCUCGCAGACGCAGUGGCUCCAGCAUCGUGGUGCUGGGCGGUGAUGACACCCUGAAGCCCUCCAUCCCGAUUGAUGACUAUCAGGAGGACUUGGAGAUGUACAAUAUGUUAGCGGCAAACCAGGACAAUGGACCACACCGGGAAAUGGCUGUCGAUGUACCUGAAUCGUUCAUAGCCAGAAAUAAGACACCACCGCGGUAUCCACCCCCGCGCAGCACGGCGACGGUGGCGGUGGCAGCACCGGUGGGAGCAGCACCCGCGACGCCCUCGGCCACGCAGGUAAAUCACGUUUCCAACGCCAUGCCUCAGGUAGCGAAGCUCCACCAUCAAGUCCACGCCAACCACCAUCACCACCUGAACCUGAAUCACCAUCAUCAUCAUCAUCAUCAGCAAGCGCAUCAUCAGCACCAGUCAGUGGGUGGGCCAGGCGGUGGAGUAUCCUUGGAGCUGGAACCGCUCGUCGAUUCGUACAGUGAUCGGCACCUGUCCUCGCUGGACAGCAGCCAGGAGUACGUGAAAAAGGGUGGCUCCAGCAAGGGUCCAUCCUCGUUGGGUUCGGUGACGAGCGAGUUUGAGCCGUCCCUUAACGGGUUCGGUCAACUACGGAAAGGUCCAGGAGGUGAUCCAAGACUGCAGAGUUCGCUCAGUACCAACCGUAGCACGUCACCGACCUCAUCUGGGGAUCUGGGACCUCCGGAGUAUGACAUCGGACCUCACCGGGAGCUGCCCGUGGACGUUCCGGACAGUUUCGUAGAGACGGUGAAGGCACCACCUCGGUACCCACCGCCCAAAGCCAAGCCCUUUAAAGACGGUAUACGAAAGAAAGAUUCAGGCUCAUCAAACGAGUCCAUUGAUAAACGCAAGGCACAAUCACAGUCGCCAGCGCGCAACGAGCUGAACGGAUCCUCGAAACCGGUGCCCCCACCAAGGGAUCACCUGCGGAUAGAGAAGGACGGCCGGCUCACCAAUCGUGCACCAGUACCAGCCCCACAAGUGCCAGAUCGCAAGAUUGCGCCAAACGCAUCACAGCACCAGCAUAUCGGCCAGGUCCUGGAACCAACACCGGACCAGCUGGACAGCAUCAAGAAGUUCCAGGAACAACUUCGACGGCGAAGAGAGGACGAAGAACGGAUAGCGGCCCAGAAUGACUUCCUGCGGAACAGCCUACGGGGUUCGCAGCGACUACGCGCUCUUCAGGACAACCCGAUCGAGAAACCCCCGGUCGGUGUGGACAAUGAGGCGUAUGCGGACGAUGAGGUUGUGGAGAAGAUCAUCGGUUACAGUGAGCUAGUGGCAGCUCUGCAACGACUCCAGGGACACCUGAACAAGCACGGCCUUGCGACACUCGCUGGCAGAGUGACAGCGGCCCAAAGUCUGCUGCUUGGUCCUGGAAUCGCUCGAGCCCUAGCCGUCCGGACGGCCGUCCUGGAGCGACGACGCCCUAAGGUGCCCAAUCCCAUCUGCCCGAAUGCUCAAGCUCUAGCGAAGGACUGCGUCGAGUCGCUGGCUCAGUCCGGCUCACCAACCGCCAUCGAGCUGUGCGAUCUGCUGUCGACGUACGAGAUGGAAGGGUUGCUGUUGGCACACGAUCGAAUCGCAUCGAGUACCGACCGUUCGCCCAUCGCCUCGUACGGCGGCAGUCCGGUUAACGCCGCCCUGCCAUCCCUCAGCAACACCAUCAACAACAACAACGUCACCUUGACCAGCGCGGUGAAACCGGCACCGGUCAUGCCAUCGAUUCCAAAUAACGCUAGCUUAGUGAACAAUAACAAUAACAACAUCGCGAAGAGAGAACCCAUGAGCGUGCCACUGGGGGUGUUGCGCGAUGGCAGCCAGGACCACAUCAAGAUCAUCCAGAUCGAGAAGUCAUCCGAACCGCUCGGAGCGACGAUCCGCAACGAGGGUGAAGCGGUCGUGAUUGGACGCGUUGUGCGAGGUGGUGCCGCUGAGAAGUCCGGUCUGCUGCACGAAGGUGACGAGAUCCUGGAAGUGAAUGGGAUCGAGAUGCGGGGCAAAUCGGUGAACGACGUGUGCGCCCUACUCGGUUCGAUGACGGGCACGUUGACGUUCCUGGUCGUGCCUGCUGGUGUUCCACAGAUCCUGCCUGGGUUGGGAAUGCGCGAUCCACCGGUGUUGCACGUGCGGGCACACUUCGACUAUGACCCGGAGGAUGAUCUGUAUAUACCGUGCCGCGAGCUUGGCAUCAGCUUCCAGAAGGGUGACGUGCUGCACGUGAUCUCGCGCGACGAUCCUAACUGGUGGCAGGCGUACCGGGAGGGUGAAGAAGACCAGACCCUGGCUGGGUUGAUCCCGAGUCAGUCGUUCCAACACCAGCGCGAAUCGAUGAAACUCGCCAUUGCCGGGGAGGUGGGUUUGCGUACGCGCAAGGACCUCAACGGGAAGGCGGGCGGUGGCUCGACGCUCCUGUGUGCACGCAAGGGCCGCAAGAAGAAGAAGAAGGCAAGCAGUGAGCAUGGUUAUCCGUUGUACGCGACGGCCACGGCGGAUGAUCCAGAUCCGGAAGAGAUUCUCACGUAUGAGGAGGUGGCGUUGUACUAUCCCCGAGCGUCCCAUAAACGACCGAUCGUGUUGAUAGGACCUCCGAACAUUGGCCGGCACGAACUGCGACAACGGCUGAUGGCUGACUCUGAGCGAUUCGCCGCCGCCAUUCCUCAUACGUCACGAGCUCAACGAGAAGGAGAGGUACCCGGCCAGGACUAUCACUUCAUCUCACGGCAGCAGUUCGAGUCGGACAUCCUGGCGCGUAAGUUCGUCGAGCACGGCGAGUACGAGAAGGCCUACUACGGCACAUCCUUGGAAGCGAUCCGAGCCGUGGUCGCCAGUGGCAAGAUAUGCGUGUUGAACCUACACCCACAGAGCCUGAAGCUGUUGCGUUCGUCCGAUCUGAAGCCCUACACCGUGCUGGUGGCACCACCAAGCUUGGAAAAGCUGCGUCAGAAGCGGAUACGGACCGGUGAACCGUACAAGGAGGAGGAGCUGAAAGAGAUCAUCGCGACCGCACGUGACAUGGAAGCCCGCUGGGGUCACCUGUUCGACAUGAUCAUCAUCAACAAUGACACGGAACGGGCGUACCAUCAGCUGUUGGCCGAAAUCAACUCUCUCGAGCGGGAACCACAGUGGGUCCCAAGCAGUUGGCUGCACAACUAGUACGACGUUCACCUCGAAGAGCCGUAGCCGUUCCGAUCGAUCGCUAGCUGGGCUAGUUGGGCUGGUCGUACAACGGUGAGGCAGCAACGCUAGCGAAUGUUCCCUGAACGAACAAUCCUCCUUCCAAGUAUGUUGCAUACUGCACGUGCUCUUCAAACGAGGAGACGGAUAUCGAUCGGGUUGAUAGGAAGCACGUGAGAGGUGUCUCAUUCGGAUCCGAGUUGCUGCAGAAAGGGUUUGGAAGGCUCACAUGCGGGCCAGGGACACGUGCGAUCUAUAACCCCCACUCCAAAACUCAAUAGAUUCUUAUACAUAUGCAUAUAUACACUUACAUGUACGGAUACUUAUACUUUAUUGGACUUGUUGUUAUGUUAUGUUGCUACUCUGGUGCGCUGCGACAGCGCACGCACACACCGGUGGGGUUUUUCACGAGUUUUUCCAGCCCUCAUUCUGGGAGGGAGGCGCGAAAAUCGGCCGCAGCGUAGUGACUUUCCCAGCAUUGGAUUUUUUUCACCUAGGAACCAAUUGCGCGCGUGUUUGAGCGCGGUUGUGUGUGCUUUUUAGCGCAUACACACGCGCGCACAGUGCACCUGCGUUUGUGGGGUUUGCGGUGGUUUGUUACUUAAGAGUAGUGGGUUUGUUUUUCCACAUCGCGGGGAAACCGUUUUCCGUUCGUGUGAAGGACCAGUCGGGUGGCCUUUCCCCGGUUCAAUAUAGUGCGUACGUUUUGUUUUUAGAAUAAUGAAUGUUUUAUUUAUCGUAUCGUAGUGUUUUAUGUGGCGACGGAGGGAAAGAAAGCUGGUGCGCGGACACGCGGGGUGUUGCAUUUUGUUUUUUGACGACCUCAUAAUCAAGCGCCGGAACUGUAGGUCUGAGCGGGUCGAACUGGCGCAGCAUGAAUGCAAUCAUGCUGGAGGGAAGAGCGAACCCGAGUACACAAUAAACAAGCAAUUUCUAAGUGUCGUAACAAUACUAUCAGCGUAGAGGGAACUGCAAAUCUGCAGGCGGGACUAGGCGAUCCCAACCCCCCUGAGCAUAGGGCAAACAUGCAAAACCAAUGUAAUGUAGUUACGGAAAUAAAAAUCACAUACACACAAAAUCAACCCACAAGUACGUAGAUGCAGCAGGCAUAUGGAUGGAAGUAGAUGAGCUAUACGGGAGAUAAAGGUACUUUAAAAUAAUCAGCAGCAAACAACCCGCCCGCCCUGUGACGUCAAGUGGAGGUUUAGGUAUUGGAUAGUGAUUCGAAAAUUUACACGAAACAAAUCAAAAUAAUUAUAGCGACAGAUCCGGCCCGUAGCCGGGACGGAUCGACUUCCUAAGAACAUUAUUCGCGGGAAAUUCUUCUUCGUAACAAUCUAGACACAAAACAAAAUAAAUGAAUGCAGCAGACGGUGUAGUACCAGGCAUGCCAAACAUACGCAACCACGCUCGUCUUACUUUUCGCAGCAGUACGUGUGACGAACGGAUAAAUUCGAACUGUUUCAACAGCCCAGAAUCGUAACUGUGUUCAGAGUGUAUCUCUCGUAAAAAGCGUGGCUCACCAUUCUUGUUUUGGAAGUUGGAAAAUUGGUUUAAUGAGCCCUCUUCUGUAGGUUUAGGAAUUGAAAAUCUUCGUUUCGGUUAAGACUUUCGUACAUUAAUUUUGAUGAAUCUUGUUCGGAAUAUCAUGCGUUAGUUAUUCCUAGUGAUUGUCGGUAAUAAAAAAACACAUUCCAUCGAUCUUAGGCAUCCACUCAUACAAUUUGCUAGAACAUCAUCACGAGAACUGCAGUUUGAAAGUCACGUUCUAUCUCUAGCCGGCUACAAACACGCACGUCGUUGCUUUUAGCUCAUCUUGAAAUGGAACCGUCACGUGGUUCUUGUUCGUUCUUGGAAGGUGGUAGCCAGUCUAAGCAGGUAUUAGCUAUGCAGUUAACUGAUUGCAGAAUCUUGAACGAAGCCAAUGGCAUUUGUUGCAAACCCCAUACCAGACGCCAUUUUUUUCAGCGUUAAGGAACAGACCUAUGUACACUACUUAAAUUAAAUCAAUCGGGCACGAGUUCGUGGAACAAGGAACACGAAAGUAAUGGGAAACUAUUUUGCAUAAUACGUAUUAUUCUAUGUCAGUUAGUCGGUACACAUGGCAUUCGAUAUUCUGUUUGCCUUACUGUGUUACUUCCUUUUCAACACUGUUACAUUUUGAUAAGCAGUAUUUUUUACGGAACAAUUGACAUACACACAGAUUAUAGCUGCUGUUCAUACAAAUUACACCUAAUUCUACUCAAACUUACGUACUGACAGACGGUAGUAGGUGAAUAAACAACA
Molecule: messenger RNA, 6657 nt
Organism: Anopheles nili
Lineage: Eukaryota; Metazoa; Arthropoda; Insecta; Diptera; Culicidae
Gene: sdt
Exons: 16
Coding region: 1-4350 (1449 amino acids)
Biological process (GO): establishment or maintenance of epithelial cell apical/basal polarity; establishment or maintenance of polarity of embryonic epithelium; morphogenesis of an epithelial sheet
Cellular component (GO): adherens junction; plasma membrane
Molecular function (GO): protein binding
Source: RefSeq, a predicted model, not a curated record